Mangifera indica (mango) is the source of this 1580-nucleotide messenger RNA. RefSeq names its product probable membrane-associated kinase regulator 4. Gene Ontology annotation, cellular component: plasma membrane. NCBI's taxonomy places the organism in Eukaryota, Viridiplantae, Streptophyta, Magnoliopsida, Sapindales, Anacardiaceae. Bases 285 to 1259 code for a protein of 324 amino acids. The record is from RefSeq and is a predicted model, not a curated record. The transcript is spliced from 2 exons. Gene Ontology annotation, molecular function: kinase inhibitor activity.
UCAUGAAUUGAGUAUUCAAGAAACUAGGUUUUGAGAGAUGGGCUUACUUUUUUUUAUAAUAUAAAUUUUUAGUUGCAGAGAGGUGUGUGGAUCUUGCAGGAAUAAUAACACAACCUUUCCAUCUGAAAUAAAGCAAACAUUUAUACAGAGGAAAUUCAAAGGCGCCAACCCAGUUGUUUACUCCCAAGUGAAUACUCUUUUAUGCUUAUCAAUAUCAUGAUUUCAACUCUCCAUAAGCAUCUUCACACACAAUCGGAGAGAGAUAGAGAUAAAGUUCACAUAAGAUGGCCAAAAACCAAGCUUCAUGUAUUCAUGUGGAAGAAGAUUAUAUUGAUAUAGAGGUGAGCUCUUCCUCAAAUUUCAUGUGUUAUUCCAUCAGUUCUCCACCACACGGCAGGGAGUUUGAGUUCCAAAUGUGUUCUGUUUCUCAUGAAAGAGAGUCCACAACUUCUCCAGCUGAUGAACUUUUUUAUAAGGGUAAACUCCUUCCUCUCCACCUUCCUCCUCGUUUACUAAUGGUUCAAAAACUUACCACCACUGAGAAAAAAACUCAAGAUUCAUUAGAAGAAAAUUGUGUCAUUCCCUUUGUUACUAGCUCUGAUACUAGCACAACUAAUAUAAGUACCCCAUUAGAAUCUUGCAAUGUCUCUCCCUCAGAGUCUUGCAGAGUUAGUAGUGAAAUAAACCCAGAUGAAUAUAUCUUCGAAUGGACAACUGAAAUGAGCGGUUUCAUCGAUGGCGAUCAGUCGAAGAAGUUUUGGACCAGAAAGCUCAAGCUAAUCAACAAAUCUUCACUGGGUCAAAAGCUCAAAGCGUCACGGGCAUAUAUUAUGUCUUUGUUCAGUAAGUCUGACAGUUCGGAUGAGUUCUGUGCCAAAGCAGCUUGUGAUGUUGAGCCAGAAAAUAAUUCAAAAGGCAACACUUGUUUAAGCAAGUCCCCGUUUGGAAAAAUUGGUAAUGAUAGAUACAAGAUAUCUACUACUUUGUCAAAAUGCAUAAAAAAGAAGAUGGUUGAGGAUGGUGCUAACAUCCACAGAAGGUCAUUCUCAGGAGCAAUUCAAAGGCACACAACGAAGUGUUUAUCUUCAUCAACAUCAACAUCUACAUCCUCUUCUGGUUCAUCAUCUUUUUCAUUUAGCUCAAUCAGGUCUUAUGAUUUGCAGUUGCUAAAGAGGAGUAGCAGUGCAAAUUCGGAGAUCGAAAAUUCAAUUGAGGGAGCAAUUGCUCACUGUAAACAGUCUCAGCAGCCGUUUACUUGAAGAAAAAGGGCAAGUGAAGCAGGGGUUUGUUCUCUAUCUGCUUCAAGGAUUUCACUCUGUGGAGACCAAGAAAGGCCUGAAGUUUGCAGCAUAUGAAUAUGGUAACAACAAAAAGUGAAAAGCCACCAUGAACUAGUGAGAAGGAAAAGUAAAUUGGUUCAGAAGAUGCACCAGAAACUUUCAAAGUGGUUGAAGAUACUGUAAUAUUAUGAGGAAAAACCAUUGAAGUCUUUUAUCUGUUAAAGAAAAAGAUUAAAGAAAUCCCACAUGUUUAGAUAUAAGGUUUUUAUUGUCUAUAUAAAUAGUCUAAAUUCCACUUUA